Messenger RNA from Dendronephthya gigantea, 3205 nucleotides. Its product is annotated as putative ankyrin repeat protein RF_0381. Gene Ontology annotation, cellular component: nucleus; cytoplasm; IRE1-TRAF2-ASK1 complex. The coding region runs from base 1646 to 2746 and encodes 366 amino acids. Gene Ontology annotation, biological process: intrinsic apoptotic signaling pathway in response to endoplasmic reticulum stress; protein phosphorylation; IRE1-mediated unfolded protein response. NCBI's taxonomy places the organism in Eukaryota, Metazoa, Cnidaria, Anthozoa, Malacalcyonacea, Nephtheidae. The transcript has 3 exons. Gene Ontology annotation, molecular function: RNA endonuclease activity; protein serine/threonine kinase activity; ATP binding. The record is from RefSeq and is a predicted model, not a curated record.
UUUGUCGAAAACGCAGAUGACAAAGAUUUUUAUCUAAAAUAUUUGUUUCAAUUUCGAUGCUGUAUCGACACUCUUUACAAUAUUGUAGGACAUAAACUAUGGAAGGAAUUGAUAAGAAGCAAGAAGCAAGUGGAAGUACAAGUGUCUGCGAAUAUCUUCGAGACGAUGGAAUAGCUUCUAAGAGUCAAAUGCAGUCUUCAUCAUUAGCAAUUGUCAAGUUUUUGGUUAAAUAUUGUGGUGCUGACGUACGUCUCAAAGAUGAGUCGGGGAAAACUGUUUUACAUCACGCUGUUGACGGUGGUACAACAGACAUUGUCAAAUUUUUCGUUGAACAAUGUAGCGCUGAUGUAAAUGGCGAGGAUACAAAAGGGAGGGCUGCGCUGUACUAUGCUGUUACCGAAGGUUCGCUAGAAAUGGUUGAAUAUCUUGUUGAAAAGGGCGCUGAUGUAAAUGGCAAAGAUACUGGCGGGAGGACAGUGCUGCACGCUGCUGUUACUAAAGGUAAACUAGAAAUGGUAAAACAUAUUUUUGACUGGGACGCUGAUGUAAAUGGCAAAGGUCUUACUAAAGGUACCCUGGAAAUAGUGAAAUAUCUUGUUGAACAUGGUGGUGACGUAAAAUUGAAAAGUGAAAGGAGCGAUCAUACUCUUGGCAUUGACAUACUGGAGAUGGCUGUUGAGAAAAAUUCAGUUGCUUUGGUCAAUCUUGUGUUGGAAAAGAACAUCGCUGCAGGGGCGCCGUGGGUGUGCUAAUGUAGGGGUGGCCAAAGCCAACAUUAUUCCGACCAGCACGUUUUUUUUCCGACAUCUUUAUAAGAAAAAAGUAACGAAUAUUGAUAAAACUGACAGGGGGUUUUGGGCAAGGACGCGCAUGCAUUUGCUAUGACAAAGAUCACGAGCUACGUCUACUAAUUUAAAUUGACGCUUCAUGCACAAUGAAUAUGACAGUCAUGACAGAUAAAUAUUCACGUUUUACAUACGCUUUUCAAUUGAGUAGUUGAAUAAUUUUUGACACAGUUAACUGUUUGUCGGAAAACUGUAUUACAGAGAUUUCUAAUCCACGUGCAUUAACAAAUAACGCGAUACGUUAUUUCACGAUACUCUAUUAUAGCUUUAUAAUCUUAGUGGAUGAGCAUACAGCGUAUUCUAUACGCAACAUUUGUUUAUAACCAAAAUAUAAACAUUCGCAAUUGCUUCAAUCCUCUCAUCAGUUUAGUUCUUCCGCUGUACUAUCGUGGUACCUUAUCUUUGUAGCUAUAAACUUCAGGAACCGUUUGACUAAAAGUACUAACUUGAAAAGGAUUUGCUGUAGCUUCAGCAAUCUGAUACGGAACAUGCAGGUGUUUCUUUAGACGGUCACCAUAUAAUGCAUUAAACUGUAUAAACUCACUGAACAAUAAAUGCGUUCGAAAGUACAUCGCCAUUCAUGAUUUUAUCGCGCCAAUCUCCGACAUUAAUAGAAAAUAUGUUUAUCGGAAACCGGAAACGUUCGGAAGAAACAGCUAGUUUAGCCUGCGCGACAACAGUAUAAUAAAAAAUUGGGGUAGUGUCGUACCGUAUAAUAUUAGAAAUAACCGCGUCUAUUUUCUGAUAGUUCAAAUACUUUUGGGUUGUUCAAAAUACAAUAUAUACUCCGACAACAUGCAAUGUUCGUAAAUUUCCGACAGGUUUUAAUCCUGGGGAGGGGCCAUGGCCCCCCCUGGCCCCCCCGGCCACGGCGCCCCUGCAUCGCUGUGUGGAGAGCUGGAACAUUUUGUGUUGAAGGAUGGCAAAGAAGUCUUCUUGAAUGGAGUAUUUACCUUGGUCACGAUGAAAUUGCAACUAUCCUCAAAAGGUCCGUAAAUCAUCGUGAAAAAAUUCAGAUAUUGAAAACAAUGAAUUCCAACCAGUUGGAAGAGACUGAAAUACCGAUCCAGGCUUUUGUCGCAAAGAAUCAAUUCAAAAUUGGCGAUGGUAGUUUUUCUUGUGUGUACGUUGGUCUUAUGAAGGAUGGAAGUGAAGUUGCUGUUAAGAGAAUUUCGGUGCAAAGUGAGAACAAAACAGUAGAAAACGAAAUCAUGAAUCUUAUUGAAACAACCUCUCCAUUCAUUGUGAAAUAUCGACAUUUUCACCGUGACGAUACCUUCAUGUAUCUUGUUGUUGAUCUUUGCGAAGAAAAUUUGAAGGAAUUUGUUCAUGCAUGCAGUAUUAGACAUCUACAAAAGUAUGGCCCACGAAUGAUUAAGGAAAUUCUAUCAGCACUUCAAUUUCUUCACAGUAAAGGAAUAUUGCACGGAGAUCUAAAACCAUCAAACGUCCUGGUCGAUAUCGAUGGUGCAAUGAAAUUGGCAGAUUUUGGAAUAAGUGGCAUUCUGAAUGACGAUGAAACGACAGUUGAAACAAAUGCUGAAGGUACUCCUGGAUGGAUGCCACCGGAAGUAAUUGAAGCAAUAGUUAAAAAAGAAAGAAGUGGUUUUAAAAGAAAGUCCGAUAUUCAUGUCGCGGGUAUGAUUGCUUUUUACGUGUUAACCAAAGGCGAACAUCCCUUUGGAUCUGAAUUAGAUCGAAUGAAAAAUAUUUUAGAGGAUAAUCCUGUCAAUUUGGAGAAACUUAGCAACGACAUAGCUCGCAGGUUUGUGUCGUGGCUGAUUAGUCACAAGAUUGAUGAUAGACCUCAUGCUGACGAAGCAUUGAGGCCUUUUUCCUUCCUGAUGGAUUCUUCAGUCUUCCUGACAGAAAUGACACACCGAGGACAUUAUUUGGACUAGGUAGAACACAUUGAUUGAUUGAUUAAGUUUUUAUUUCAAAUAAUUAAAAAAUCAUCCGUAAUAUACAAUAUAUACGGAUGAUUCUUUGAGUUUGUGAAAUUAAAAUUUAUACAUGCUAGAAUACGCUCUUGCUCGAUUAGAAUGGCUUUGCAUGGGUUAUUGAAUAGUGUACGUGGGGCAGAUGUAUCCCCGUUGAUAUUUAAUAUAAAAACGUCCCUCCCCUUCUUGUAAAGAUAAAGCCUUAUCAGCAAACUAAGUUGCUUUAAAUUUGUACAUUGGCAUAAAUGCUCUAGACAUAGGUGAUUUAAGUUUUUUUCAAAUGUGGUAUAAAUGUGAAAAUAUGCACGGUGCUUUUUCGUGUGUGACAACACCACAAGCCUAAAUAGGCCAGCUCCUAGCUAGCUCUUGUAUACGUACAGCUUUUAAGAUAAUUAAUAAAUUAUAUGAAUUGCACUUUUA